Messenger RNA from Didymodactylos carnosus, 1053 nucleotides. Lineage: Eukaryota; Metazoa; Rotifera; Eurotatoria; Philodinida; Philodinidae. The record is from the annotation of a GenBank genome assembly.
AUGAACGUAAUUGCAGAUAGAACAAGGUCAAAAGCAAACAAAUUAACAUCAAACAUGAGCAACAAUGACUGUAAUACACAGUCGAAACAAGAGACUACUGCAAUUGAGGAUGAACGUGGAUAUAUUGAUAAAUCCACAACCACUUUAUUUCGGACAACAUCGAUCUUAGAUGAGGAUAAAAUACGAUCAGAUGAUAAAGUUACGUUAACCUCAAUUUUAAGUAAGCAACACAUACCAAAUGUAUUAGAGAGAAUUCAGGAUUUUUAUGGUACAAAACAAGAAGAUGUGGUAGCAUGGAUCGACCAACUGGAAGUUGCACUAGAUUUAACUGACCAUGCACAAGGUAAAUGGAGUAAAUUAGCUGCAUGGUAUUUAAAGGGUGUAGCAUUAAGUUGGUAUAUUAAGAAUAAAAACCAAGUUUAUGACUGGGAUUCAUUUAGACAAAUGAUAGUCGAGAAAUACCCAACAUGUGUUAAUCAUCAUAAUGAUUUAAUUAAACUGGAACAAGCAAUUCCCUCUUCAACAACAAUAUUAAAUGCAAAAUCUGUCUCAACAAUCGACUUAUCAAAUAAUUUGCUUAAAACAUCGAUGGAACAUAAGGUAAAACAGUUACCUAUAUUUAGUGGAAAAGACAAUGAAAAUGUUACCAAAUGGUUAAAUAACAUCACACAAAUAGGUAAGAUGGUGAAUUGUAGUGAUGAUGAGUUAUAUGUCGUGGCAAAAUUUAAACUAGAAGGUGAUGCUCAAAAUUGGUAUCAAAAGAAGCAAGAUAAAAUAUGUGAUUGGAAAACGUUUAACCAAUUAAUAUCACACAGAUUUCCGGCAAUACCACCAUCCAAUGACCGAGAAAUAUUACGCCAAUUAGCCGGGGGUAAACAAGCAUGGAAUGAACCAAUUUCAAGAUUUUAUCGUGACAUAAUGAAUUUAUGUGAUAAAUACGAUUCCAGUAUGGCAGAUUCAUCACGAAUUGCCUAUUUACAAGAUGGAUUAAAACCGGAAUUGCAAACAUUAUGCAUUAAACCAACAAAUAACAACACUAGAACAAUUUUUUAA